Molecule: messenger RNA, 5910 nt
Organism: Anarrhichthys ocellatus (wolf-eel)
Lineage: Eukaryota; Metazoa; Chordata; Actinopteri; Perciformes; Anarhichadidae
Product: G-protein coupled receptor 183-like
Exons: 2
Coding region: 1038-1940 (300 amino acids)
Biological process (GO): G protein-coupled receptor signaling pathway
Cellular component (GO): membrane
Molecular function (GO): G protein-coupled receptor activity
Source: RefSeq, a predicted model, not a curated record
CACAGUUAGGUUUAGAAAGACCUUUGUAACAUUGCUCAAAGUGUCUUCAUUCGGACAGCAGACUUUUUUUAAAGGUGUUUCAGUGACUUCACUGCUUUAGUAUCAACCCGUGUACGUUAAUAUAUGAUAGUGUUUGAGAAAACUUCCGUGAACCGAAAGCAUUAAACUUCUUUAUGGCCUACUUAUGAGAGAAGCGUAUAGUUUGGAUUCACUAGACGGUAUUGCAUUGAAUAUAAACUGAAUUGGAAUCCAAAAUGUACAGGUUGUACUUAUUUCAUGCAAGACCAGUGAUCACUGCAAUCAGCAGAGCAAGGCCUUUUUGGCGUUACAGUGAAAACAUAUUACCAUAACUCCCUCUAGUGGUUGAAACAGGCAUCGGCUUUAGUCCGAUAUUGUAGGUUGAAAGUUCUCAUAGCUCGAACGAUUUAAUGACUUACAAGCGGACAGACGUUAAUGUAGUAAAGCAAUACAAAUUUGACGAAGAGGCCCUCGAGUGACCCGCGCUUAUUUAUUUUGGAAGCGUUAUCUACAUUUGUUUUGCAAAAUGCAACUGUAAUAAAAGACAAUACUGUUUGUCUUUGUGUUCGUACGAAGUUAUUUGUGUUUUUAUAACAGAAACGAGAACUUUACCUUUGAUGAAAUACGUAAACUCAUUAGUUCAUAAUUUAAGGUUACAGAUUACAGAUUUAUGGGGAAAGUGAAGGCAUCGAAGAAAAGUGAUUGAAACAUUGCUGAGUCAUCCUAUAAACAUCAGACUUCAAGAUGAAAUCAGAUUAUAUGGAAGCGGGCCGCACCGAACCACUGAAAGAGUGUUAUGGAAACCACAGGACGCACUAACAAGCCACCAGGCUGAUCAUCUUGUUAGUUGGUUUUAACCAUUACCAAACACCCGUGGGACUUGUCGCGAUUCAACCUCAUUUAUUCUGCCUGUAUGUCUGACAUGCGUCUGUCCUUUGGAGGUUUAAAACGCUUAAAUUCAGAGCAUCGCUCGUCUUUAAAAGCGACCAGUCGUCUCCGUCUUCUGGCGGAGCGCCAGGAUGCUUCUCAACGGCACCAUCUCUCUGUCGGUGGACUUCGACACCUCGGAGGACUACCUUAUCUUCGCCUUCCACAUCCUAUUCGCCACGAGCACCGGGCUGAUCGCUGGCUCGGUGGUGGUCGGGAUCUCCUCCACGCGCUCCCUGCGGGGCCAGAACCGCUUCGUGUUCAUGCUGAACACGAGCGUCAGCGACACGCUGACCGGCUUCUCGGUCUACUACCUCGGCCUCUUCGACGUCCAAGAGGGCUACCCUUCCAGAAACGGGACGUACUAUAUCCUGCCCUCGUUCCUCGGCGUCAACGUGCUGACCUUCCUCUUCGCCCAGUUCGACCGCUACUUCGCCGUGUGCCACCCGUUCUUUUACAACCGUUACGUCACGAGAGCCGCGGUCAUCGGCAUCUGCGUGUUCUGCUGGAUCUACACGUACUCCAUCCUCACCGUGCAGAACGUGGUGCCCAUCUCGAAGGCGGCUCAGAUAAACGCGUUCCUCGUGAUGACCCUGCAGAUCAUAGUUUUCGUCAAAGUGCUGAUGACGAUCAAGCUGUACAUCAUAGCUAGGAGCCACCUGGGGAGGGAGGCGCCGAGCGCGGAGCGCGAAAACAAGAAGGAGUCGCUGCGCAUCAUCGUGUUCGUGGUCAUCUGCUUCCUGGCCCUGUGGUGUCCGUCCUUCGUCAAUAUAAUCGUGAGGCAGCUGACGCGGAAAGGCCUGAGGUUCAGGAACGAGGCCACCAAUCUGUUCGCGAGCAUGGCGCGCCUUAACGCGCUCGUGACCCCAGCUGUGUACAUCUGGGGCAGCCCGGCGCUGCGGGAGGCCGUGUGGAGGACGGUGUGGCGGAGGGUGUGCCCCUGCCGCCGGAGAGCGAGAAUUGACUUUCACUUUGAUGGCGUGACGGAACGUUGAUAACGAAGCAGCCAUCAUCAUAAGGAGAAGGGGUUAAAUGGCCAAAUCGCGCGGCCGACGUGAGAAUGGCUCUCUUUCAUCCCGUUUUUAAAAAAUGACUGAAACAAAAAAACGCAGAUGAACCCUUUUGCGUGAGGGAUACAGGUGUGAUAACAAAGGUGAAGUGUGGAUAUGUUUUGGGGGUUGAAGUGAGACCAAUGAGUUCCGCAUAUUUGAGGUAAUCCAUGACCGUUUGGGGCUAAGAACACUUAUUUCUGACAUUUUUAUUUGGAAACGAUGUUUUUUUUUGUUAUAAGAAACACACCUGUUAUAUUUGUCAUAAACGCUUUCAACAGAAUAAAAUUAAACUUGUGGAUACAUUUAAUCCAUAAUACCACAAUAUAACAGACGGGAUUUGUUUUACCAACCAGGAGAAAGGGAAAUCUGAGCAAUAUUAAAAUGUUUUAACCGGACCCACUCCUUCCCUUCAGGCAGGUUCAUGUGUCUUUGUGGAGGCCUCUGGUUACCGACAAUGUGCAUGUAAACAUGACUGUACUGAAAUGAUAUGUUCAGCUGUGAUUAAGGCUCAGGCGUACUUCUGCUUCCCUGUGGCUCAGCUGGAGCAUUUGGAAUAUUCUAUAGGUGCGUCGUGACCGCUGUCCACGGUGCUGAUCCCGGAUCAGGGAGCAUUCCCGAAUGUUUGGAACCGCAGUGGCUGAAGUUUUUUUGGUUUAUUCUGUUUGGUCACAUUCUGGACUUGUUUCAUUUCCGUCCCUGCAUAGCAAUGGCGGUUGUGUCGUCUCUAUCUGUGCGCGAGCCCUUCUCUCAUGGAAGUGGAAAAACGUCGCGGAGCAAAAUCUGCUGCGCGCGACCGACAAAAGGUUGGUUGAACCAACAACUUUAAGGGGAAACUCUACUUGGUUUUGAAUUGUGGAGGGUUUAGACUUGACAGAUUCGUUCGUUUCAGUCGCUGUAGCUCUGCAGGUUAUGUGAACACAACUGUAUUUGAAACACAUGACGCAUUCAAUGAUCUGUUAAAUGUAUUGUUACAGACAAACGAGCGAACUGAACGGCAGCAAUACGGGCCUUUUUCCACGGCAGGUAUUUCCAUUUUCAGGGCCAUGGUAUUGUGCUGGCUUGUGGAUUUUUUUUUUUUGGCCUACCCUGUCUCCUUCAAAAAAUACGUCCAUAUGAUUUACAGCUCAUUUACAACAUCAAAUUUCUGUAGGAGAAAACGUUAUGUCGCCCGGAUUAGUAUUUGUGGUCAAUGUGAGGAAACGCUGUUAAUUAACAACAAGUUGCAAAAUGUUGAUCAGAUUCAGCAAAAAGCAACAGAUCUUAAUUUGUGUGCAUUAUCGAAUGGUCAAUUGGAUGGUUUAUGCUAAUGAUUUGUGUUCGGUACAUACAUGUUGCACUUAAUAAUAGCAAUAAUGAUAAUUAUCUGCACAAUAAUAACUCCUCUGCAAAAAUGUUUCUCCUUAACAGCGAUUUACUGCACUUCAUUUGGUAAUUCAUUCAAAUAUAUGAAUUAUUAUGCAUUCAAUUAUUAUUAAACAAAUAAAUAAUCACAAUGAUAAUUUAAGCAGGCUGUCCGUUUUACAAAGGUGUGGCUCAUCUGUGUCCUUGAAAUAAGCUUUAUACCAAUUUUUGCCCAACUUGUUGAUAAACCUGCUGCCUGGAUGUGUUCAGGCAACGUUUUUCGAGCAAAUUCAGAUACACACAUCGUGCUGGACCUAAAAUUGACAAUUUUUCAGUUAAAAGUUCUAAUUACUGUCUUUGCUUUCAUAUCUAUUAUUUUUUUAUUUUGUUUUAUAUAUCUUACAUCUUGUUUUUUUCAUUUUACAAAGUGAACCAAAACACAACGAGAAAGAUCUUGGGUAUAUAGAUAAUAAAGAGAGUAAAUAUUAAACCAAAUUCAAACCAUACCUCAUGCUAAGUUAUUCAACUCGCCUUGGUGUAUAAUAUGUGCAAGAAAACAAGAACCUCAACUUGCUGGUUAGUCCGUCACCCUAUAUAUCAUCUUUGUAACAUACAGUGAUGUAAACAAAGUUAUUAGUAUUAUUAUUAUUAUGGCACGCUGUGGUUGCGUGGUGGCUGAAUGGCCCUGAUGAAGGUCAUCAUGAGGGUCAAAGUUGAAGGUGCUAAGCUAUGACCAAGUCAUAUGUCCCAAUAUUUGAAUGCUGCUCAAAGUAUGAGCAGUGCGUAUACUUUGGAAAGGCAUCUGCAGUGCUAGUGCAUGUUGUUUGGGAACACUCAGCAGCUAUGACUUUAAAGUACCACAUCCAUCAACCAUCAGUGACUGGGAGGAUGAGAUAUGAAAGUCACACGAGACACAUUUUUGGUGUCUCUUGGUGACUCCACUACGAGGAACUACAAAAGUACCAAAGCAUACACUCAGCAUACAGAAUGACAUGGCGACGGUGUUUAUGUGAUUACUCUCACUGCCGGAACUCUGCAUUGAGUUGAAAUUUCAACCAAACUGUCUGCUAUAGUUAGCGAGAGAGCUGGUUAGUUAGUGUGCCAUAACCAAAUGAAUGGUUCUUGACUUCAUUAAUUAUUGUCGGAGAGUCAUUUCAAAUACACCCGGGACCGACAGCAGCUCCUCACAGCUCCAAAAAACUUCACCGUACAUUUCCAAACUUAUUAUGAUCAAAUUCUUUGGAUAAACAGAUCACAUGCUGGGAAUCUAAGUUGAUACUUUUCCCCUAAGAAAGUAUUCAAAAGUUUGUUUUUGUUGUUGUUGUUUUUUGCAGGUAAAGCAUGAUAGAGAUGGCGACUGUAAGCAAAAGGUAACAUUCCUCUCUAAAAUGGAAGUAACAUUAGAAAAUGACUCAAUGCACCCUACUUCAGGCAAAAGAUUCGGUGACCAUGUUGCAAAUCCCUUAAUCAGUAUGUUUAAUCUAGUUACCACACAGCAAACGUGGGAGCAAGUAACACAGAAAAACUGUAGAUGGGAGGAAUGGGGGCAGGGGGGUCAAAGGGCAGCAGCUUAUGGUUUUCUGCAGCAGCAUGUAUAUAGGGCAUACUUAAAAUGAGCUUAAAUGUCUGUCAUUAUUUUAAAAGUUUAAGCUUAAACAUUGAUAUGGAAAGUGAGAUGAGGUCAUGCCUCAUGGGGUGAAAAUACAGUUCUGUUCACAUGGGCAGUGGCUUCACAACCAGCUAUAAAAGGACGUUAAAUACAAAGCGCAUUUUUGGAACAAUGCUCCUCCCCAACAUCACAGACUCUGGAGGAGUUCCUCUCUCGGUGAACUUCGACAGUCCUGAGGAUUUUCUCAUUUUUGGUUUUCACAUCGUCUUCGCUACAACCGUAGUUCUGGUAGCCGGUCCCGUGGUCGUCGCCAUCUUGGCCACCAGAGCCCUCCGCCUCCAGAACCGGUUCAUUUUCAUGCUGAACACCAGUAUUUGUGACACUCUGGUCUGGGUUUCGGUGUAUUAUCUCGGUCUGUUCGAUGUCAGCGAGAGAUAUCCGUCCAGAAAUGGAACUCGCAACUUGGUACCGUCUCUCCUCGGGGUGAACGUGAUGACAUUUAUAUUCGCACAGUUUGACCGGUACUCGAUAUCACUCAUUCACCUGUCUGUAACAGACUUUCCAGAGCCAAAUUGCUUUACAUAAGUAAAGUUAGGUUUAGGCAACAAAACAACUUAGUUAAGUUUUGGAAAAUUCAUCAUAGAUAUCAAAACGAACAUAACCGUCACGAAUGUUAUGUUUGGGCAACAAAACCACACAGUCAGGUUUAGAAAGACCUACCGAUAGAUUUAAUCAUUAGCUUUCUAGCCUGUUUUGACACUGGCACACUACUAAACUCAGUUUUUAUAAACAAUCCCCAAAUUCAGCCAUACUCAUAAAAGUUUAACACCAAAAACAUGACUCUGUUCGUUCAUUAAACUGACUUUAGCUCACACAGAAAGGUACCCGAUGGCCUUUUAGUUUAGCUAGCAGAAUGUUUUUGAUUUUCAGCUAAGAUCAAAUUCAAUGUAUUUGUAUGUUACA